AUGCUCCGGACUCUAGACGACUGGAUCGCUUCACCUGUUAGCAAAAGGUGCUCGACAUGUGGACGGCAAAUGAUGGAGGCUGGAGAGAUCGGAAUGCCGCGGGUAUGGCAAGCGCUCGGAAGAGAAAUUGCACAAAUGCCUAUCAUGCAUGGGCUUGGCUAA
Messenger RNA from Fomitiporia mediterranea MF3/22, 162 nucleotides. RefSeq lists its product as uncharacterized. NCBI's taxonomy places the organism in Eukaryota, Fungi, Basidiomycota, Agaricomycetes, Hymenochaetales, Hymenochaetaceae. The transcript has 2 exons. The coding region runs from base 1 to 162 and encodes 53 amino acids. The record is from RefSeq and is a predicted model, not a curated record.